AUGCUGAGCGCGGCGAUACAGAGAGUGAGCGCGGAUCGCGACGCCGCACGCGCUUUUUGCGCCUCGCACGAGAUCACCCUCGACGGCGCCGGCACCGCGGCGCCGGCGGUCGUCACCAGCCUCGCUGAUGCACCCUUUCCCCAGCCGCUCGUCGAGCUGCUGCUGUCCCAGCCAGGAUUCACCGCGCCGUCGGCGGUGCAGGGCGCUGCCUGGCCCGCCGCCGUGGCGGGCCGCGACGUCCUCGCCGUCGCCAAGACAGGCUCCGGCAAGACGCUCGGAUACCUCCUACCCGCACUUGCCCGCUGGCACGCUGUGCGCGGGAAGCUGCUCUCUUCGGGUCCGCGGCACCCGUACUGCCUCGUCAUGGCGCCGACGCGCGAGCUCGCUAUCCAGAUCAACGAGCAGGCACUCCUCUUUUGGCGGCGCACCGCGCUCCUCUUCGGCGCGCCGCUCGGGGCGCGCUCGGUGGUCGUGUACGGCGGCGCGCCAAAGGUCGUGCAGGCGGGCCACCUCUCGCGCGGUGCCGACAUCGUGGUCGCUACCCCGGCCGCGGUCCCUCGUGCUUGGCGAGCGGACCGGAUGCGCGGACAGAAUAGAUCCAGCCACACCUGUGAGCAGGCGGACCGCAUGCUCGACAUGGGCUUCGAGAAGGACAUCCGCGCUCUGGUGGCUGCCAUCCCGGCUGUCGGUCGGCAGACGCUGCUCUUCACGGCGACGUGGCCGAAGGCGGUGCAGCGGCUUCUCGACGUGAGCAGCGCCGCCGGCCGCGUGCGCGUCACCGUCGGCAGCGGCGGCGAGAAGCUGACCGCCAACCCAAGUGUGGAGCAGCGCGUGGCAGUGCUCGGUCACCCGCGAGACAAGUGGGAGGCGUUCCUGCAGCUGGUCGAGCCGUUCCGCAAGGGCGGCGGCGAGGCGGCGACGCGCGUGAUCGUCUUUUGCAACACCAAGAAGGACGUCAACGGCAUCGGCGAGCACCUCUACAACGACGGCUUUUCCGUCGACACUUGCUCGGGCGACCGCACGCAGCGCGAGCGCGAGCGCGUCAUCCAGUCCUUCCGCGACGGCGCCGUGACGAUGGUCAUCGCGACCGACGUCGCCGCGCGCGGGCUCGACAUCCAGGGCAUCGACCGCGUGAUCAACUACGACUACCCGCCCGGCGAGGGCGGCUCGGACGACUACAUCCACCGCAUCGGCCGCACCGGCCGCGCGGGCGCAAAGGGGCGCGCGGACACGCUCUUCACGCACAAGGACGGGCGGCACGCGCCAGAGCUGGCAGCGCCCUCGGUCGCGCGCUCUCCGCCUCGCUCCGCCCCCCCAAGGCUG
Emiliania huxleyi CCMP1516 is the source of this 1323-nucleotide messenger RNA. RefSeq lists its product as hypothetical. The record is from RefSeq and is a predicted model, not a curated record. The transcript has 4 exons. Gene Ontology annotation, molecular function: RNA binding; ATP binding; RNA helicase activity. NCBI's taxonomy places the organism in Eukaryota, Haptophyta, Isochrysidales, Noelaerhabdaceae. Gene Ontology annotation, cellular component: nucleus; ribonucleoprotein complex; cytoplasm. The annotation marks the transcript as partial.